AACAAACAAACAGAAUAUAAGUACAAAGAAGCAUAUACAACAUUAAUGGAGGCCAAGGCAAUGAUCAACUUCACAUCCUCAUUCCCCCACUUCCAUUGUUGAAAAAUGCAGCAGAGAGCUAUCCGUACAACAACCGACGAUCCUUGCACCAUAAUGAACUCCACUCUAUCACAAGAUCAGCCUCAAGGAAUUAGAUUAUCAAUGGACGAUUUCACUGCCGCUGGUGAUCUUCUUCCAGUUUCCGAUCCUCGUUUCUGGAUAAGGAAGCGAGAUCGCAAUUCACGCUACAGAUUCCGCGUGCAUUGGAUUCAUUUGAUUCCUUUGAUUCUGCUCCUCAUCCUCUUUAUUCUCUGGUGGUCAUCUUAUCCAGCGAUCAAGGAUGGAGGAAUUAGGGCAGUUGAUGAGAAGGAUCGGUUUCCGGAGGUGCCGAAGUACGUUGAUCAUACCGAACUUGCCGUUCUUGGAGAUGCUGGAAUGGAUAUUGCUUCGAGUCCUUUGAAUCUAACCAGCGUUGGCGAUCGAGAUUCACGAAUAAUACCAAGUAAAAUCGAUUGAGAAUUGUUUUUUUUUUUUCUUUUUUUCUUUUUUUGUCUCGUUUAGAAAUCUGAGAUUAGUUUCACUGAAAAUCAAGUAGUUGAUGGAGAGGAGAGAUUGGGAAUUUACAGAACUGUCCCCAUACAAUGCAUUGGCAUUCAAUCAGAUUUACUCAUAGAAUAUAUAACAGAAAAGCAUAGUCGAGUAGCAAUUCAAUGAAAAUAUUUUGGAAACUUGAUAUGA
Molecule: messenger RNA, 777 nt
Organism: Cucumis sativus (cucumber)
Lineage: Eukaryota; Viridiplantae; Streptophyta; Magnoliopsida; Cucurbitales; Cucurbitaceae
Exons: 2
Coding region: 106-555 (149 amino acids)
Source: RefSeq, a predicted model, not a curated record